Messenger RNA from Cydia pomonella (codling moth), 494 nucleotides. RefSeq lists its product as uncharacterized. The coding region runs from base 96 to 383 and encodes 95 amino acids. The transcript is spliced from 2 exons. Lineage: Eukaryota; Metazoa; Arthropoda; Insecta; Lepidoptera; Tortricidae. The record is from RefSeq and is a predicted model, not a curated record.
ACAGAUCCGGAAAAUGAUCAAUAAAACUAUAUAAUCGCACAACUUGCAUACGUUAAGCAUUGAACUACUAAGAGACAGACAGACGAUCAAGCGACAUGAAAUAUACGUUUGUUCUCAUGUGUGCUCUUCUGGCUGUGGUCAGCGUGAGCGGACAAGGGAUCCCAAUCCCAAAGAAGAAUUGUCCCCCCGGCGAGCGCUCCGUUCUCCACUGCCCUCGCAUGGCCGAACCCGACUGCAUAAUUCCCCGUAUGCACGACUUCGUGGACAGGCGAUUGCGGCCUUGCGGCGAACCCGACUGCUUCUGCGAACUGCCUACUGUCAGGGACAGGAGCACUCACAAGUGUGUGCGUCUUGAUGAGUGCCCGAAGAAAGAAGAUCAGUAGUUCUUCAGCUUUCUCAUUGAAAAUACAAAUGUUUAGGUAUUAGGUAUUGAUUUUAAAUAAAAAUCAGUGAAAAUAUUGUGUACCUUUAGAAAUAUAUAAAGGAAUAACCUA